AUGGCUGAGGACAGCCUUUUGAUUGACUAUCAGUUUACCUUCAGCUUAUUACAGGAAGAUGAUCGCCACCAUACUGCCAUAAACUUCAUAGCAAACCCAGAGCAGUCAAACAAAAAUUUGGAUAUUUCAAUUAAUGCAUCAAACAACUUUAAUCUCAACAUCACAUGGUCAGUGGGUUCAACAGGUGGAACAAUAUCUGGGGAAGAGACUCCUAUUGUUUCCAAGACUAAUAUAAAGGAAUACAGAGAUAGUUUUUCCUAUGAAAAAUUUAACUUUAGAAGCAACCCUAAUAUUACAUUCUAUGUGUAUGUCAGCAACUUUUCCUGGCCUAUAAAGAUACAGAUUGCAUUCUCACAACAUAAUACAAUCAUGGAUCUUGUGCAGUUUUUUGUCACCUUCUUUAGUUGUUUUUUAUCCUUGUUGCUGGUGGCUGCUGUGGUGUGGAAGAUCAAGCAGACUUGUUGGGCUUCUCGCCGGAGAGAGCAACUGCUCCGAGAACGACAGCAGAUGGCCAGCCGUCCUUUUGCCUCUGUUGAUGUAGCACUGGAAGUAGGAGCUGAACAAACAGACUUUCUGCGAGGGCCAUUGGAGGUUGCUGUGGAAACUUAA
This is a messenger RNA of Castor canadensis (American beaver), 609 nucleotides long. The record is from RefSeq and is a predicted model, not a curated record. Lineage: Eukaryota; Metazoa; Chordata; Mammalia; Rodentia; Castoridae.